Mus pahari (shrew mouse) is the source of this 4382-nucleotide messenger RNA. It is a transcript of the gene Scyl3, whose product is annotated as SCY1 like pseudokinase 3. NCBI's taxonomy places the organism in Eukaryota, Metazoa, Chordata, Mammalia, Rodentia, Muridae. The transcript is spliced from 14 exons. The record is from RefSeq and is a predicted model, not a curated record. Gene Ontology annotation, biological process: protein phosphorylation. Gene Ontology annotation, molecular function: ATP binding; protein kinase activity. The coding region runs from base 473 to 2680 and encodes 735 amino acids.
AGAGGUGGCCAUUUUGGAUUCGGGCGGAAAUGAACUCAAAAGCGGCCGAUUAAAAACCCAAACAUGAAAACCGGUACGCCCCUGCAGUCGGGCUGAAGACACACGCAGAGAGGCUUCUCUGCCGCCAGAGCCGGCUGCCGGGAGCAGGCGUGCGGUGCGGGCUCCCCUGGUGCCCACACCUCCCCCGGGCCCUCGCUCUCGCAGCACCUGGGCGGCCACUCUAGCUCGGUUCCGGGUUGGCGCCUCGGUGGUGGCGUCGGAGGACCUGAAGGCCCGGCUGUUGAGCCGCUUCCGGGCCCUCGGAGAGCCGCCGGAGCGGGGUCCUCGGGGUGACUGUGGGUGGCGGAGCCGGGGUCUGAGCGUCGGAGCCAGCCGCGGGCCGAGAGGGAGCUGAGCCGCCAGCCUCCUCCCGCCGCCCGCAGAGCUGUUUGGAUUUGAGGAGGAGCUGCAGUUCUACCUCACGGCAACAGCUAUGGGAUCAGAGAACAGUGCUUUAAAGAGCUACACACUGAGGGAGUCUCCUUUUACCUUACCAUCUGGACUUGCUGUUUAUCCUGCCAUACUGCAAGAUGGGAAAUGUGCUUCAGUGUUUGUAUAUAAGCGAGAAAAUGAAGACAAGGUUAACAAGGCUGCCAAGCACUUAAAGACACUCCGUCACCCUUGCUUGCUAAGAUUUUUAUCUUGUACUGUGGAAGCAGAUGGCAUUCACCUUGUCACUGAGAGAGUGCAGCCUCUGGAAGUGGCCUUGGAAACCCUGUCUCCUGCAGAAGUCUGUGCUGGAAUCUAUGACAUACUGCUGGCUCUUAUCUUCCUCCAUGACAGAGGACAUUUGACACACAACAAUGUCUGCUUAUCGUCUAUUUUUGUGAGUGAGGAUGGGCACUGGAGGCUUGGAGGCAUGGAGACUGUGUGCAGAGUUUCUCAGGCCACGCCAGAGUUUCUCAGGAGUAUCCAGUCAGUAAGAGACCCAGCAUCCAUUCCUCCCGAGGAGAUGUCUGCAGAAUUUUCAGCCCUUCCCGAGUCCCAAGGACACGCCCGGGAUGCCUAUGCCUUUGGGACUUUGGUGGACAGCUUGCUCCCCAUCUUCAAUGAGCAGGUUUCAGCGGACAUUCUCUCCAGCUUCCUACAGAGCCUGCACUCAGCUCUGCUGAACCCCACGCCCGAGUGUCGGCCAGCACUCAGCACCUUACUGUCCCAUGAUUUCUUCAGAAAUGAUUUUCUAGAAGUUGUGAAUUUCUUGAAAAGCUUGACAUUAAAGAGUGAAGAUGAAAAGACUGAAUUUUUCAAAUUUCUGCUGGACCGGGUGAGCUGCCUGUCAGAAGAAUUAAUAGCUUCAAGAUUGGUGCCUCUUCUGCUUAACCAGCUGGUGUUUGCUGAGCCAGUAGCUGUUAAGAGUUUUCUUCCCUAUCUACUUGGACCUAAAAAAGAGAAUGCACCAGGAGAAACUCCUUGCUUGCUCUCGCCAGCGCUGUUCCAGUCCCGAGUGAUCCCUGUGCUUCUCCAGCUGUUCGAGGUACAUGAGGAGCAUGUACGGAUGGUGUUACUGUCCCACAUCGAGGCCUACGUGGAGCACUUCACUCAGGAACAGCUAAAGAAAGUCAUCUUGCCACAGGUACUACUGGGCCUACGGGAUACCAGCGAUUCCAUUGUGGCAAUUACUCUCCGUAGCCUGGCAGUGCUGGUGUCUUUACUUGGACCAGAAGUGGUUGUGGGAGGAGAACGAACCAAGAUUUUUAAGCGCACUGCUCCAAGCUUUACCAAAACUAGUGACCUUUCCCCCGAAGGUUCUCCCAUGCAUGUUGUCUGCAGCCAGCAGAGUCGGGUCUCAAAAGUCUUGGAGAACCCCUCCUCUAACGUAUUCCCUAAAUGGUUGUCUGGCAACAUGCCCAGCAACAGCAGGAAGCACAUACAGGAAGACUAUUACAAUACUCUUUUACAGACAGGUGAUCAGUUUUCUCACACUAUUAAAUUCCCUAUGAAUGGACUCUCAGAUGUGAAAAACACUUCAGAGGACAAUGGAAGUGUCCCUGCAGGUUCUAAUAAGCCUGAGGAGUGGCCUGACUGGAGUGAGCCUGAGGAGCCUGAGCAGCAGACUGCCAGUAUUCACAUAAGGCCCCGAGAACCCUGUGAUGUAGCAGAGUCCCAGCACACAAGUCUGACCGCAGAGGAGUUGACCCGGGAUAACUGUGAGUCUGGCUUUGGCACUGAAAUAAACACAACAGCUACAGCCUCUGCUCCUGUGCCUGUUACCUCAGGAGGACAGACAAUCUCUGCAGCUUUGGUUCCUCUCACUGAAGAGUCAAAGCCUUUGCAAUCCAGUCCUUCCUCAAAGACCAGUCACAGACAGCAUGGGGAAGUCAAACCACCCCAAGUGUCACAAGAAAGACCCCCGAGGGCUCGGUCAGAGCUUGGUUUGGGAGAAGAGUUUACCAUUCAAGUAAAAAAGAAGCCGGGACAAGAUCCAGAGUUGGACUGGUUUGCAGAUAUGACCCCAGAAAUUAAGCCUUCGGGUACUUUUCUAAUUUUGCCUGAACUAAGGACAGAAGUGAUGGUCCCUGACAAGGAUAAUGUCUCAUCAGUGAUGAAGUUUUCCUCAAAGUUUGCUGCAACAGAAAUGACCGAGGGAGAGGCAGAAGGCUGGGAAGGAGAAGAGCUAGCCUGGGAAGAUAACAACUGGUGACAAUAAUGAAAAGCUUCAGGAAGAAUUUUCAAAGAAUUAAUACCUCAACGCAAGCUGCAUGGAUGCAAAACCCCAAAGCAGCUUGUGUUCCCCACACCAGGAGCUCUUUUUUACAGUCUGUGCCAACUCAAGCAGAGACCAACCUCAGGUUGCUGACUAAGUCCUGGUGGCAAAAGGCUUCAGUGCCAGAUUCCAGGAGGAAGUGCUGUGUGCACUUGACUGAGGCCAGUUUUCAUACAAAGCAAAUAGCUAAAGAAGUGCUUUUUUCCAGGUCAAUUCUGGAAGUAAAGAAAAAACAAAAUCAAGCUGGUAAGCUUAAUUUUUGUGCCAUUUCUUUAAAAGUAAAAGAGUAAAUUCUAUUAUGAAAUAACUUAGUGGAAAAAGAAAACAAACUUCCAACUGUAAAUUAUAACUUCAAACUGCUAAGGCUCCUUAGGCAAUUUGUUUGUUUACAGUCUAUCCCUGAGAAAAGAAAAGUCCCUCUCCUUUGGACCUGGGCAGUUACUGUCUCACCUGGAUUACACUGUACCAAAGCUCUCAAUGAGAAAUAUCCACCCCCAUCUCCCAUCUUGUUCUCUAUGUCAAAUAAAGAUUAUUUUCACACUUAAGCUCUUUUAUGUGCUAUGAAAAUAUACAAACGUAAUUUACAUUCACAAUUUCAUUUACAAAACACCCAGGCAAGGCAUCUUAAGAGUCAACCCAGUUCUGUCCAAUACACAGUCCAUUCAUAUUUUACCCUGUAAGCACACAGCAUUUUAGCUUCUCGAUCCUUUCUUGUAGUGUCUCCAGUUCCGGCAGCAGCCAUGCUGGAGCAAGAGAGUGUUUGAGUAAAAACUCAGUUGUCUCCAAAGCCCUUGCUGCAGCUUUAAAUAUUGAUCUGUAUUCAUCUUCAAAGGGCAACACCUGACGGGCUCUCUUUGUGCGAGGCUGGAAAAUAAGGAAACCAUGACAUAAUACUCAUUCUAAAAAUAAUGUAAGAGAAACUGUAGUCACGGGAUCAUGAAGAAGACAGCCUUCCCACUUACAUUAAUAAUAACCUAAAUGUGCUAACUACUCUCCGCGUCCUAACUUGUAUGUGGCAGACAAAAAGAGACACCCUGUGCUAUGGUUCCCAAUGAUAAAUGCUGUCUUGUCCAACAACUAUCCAUGAGUUGUCUUUAAAAACAUCAUUAAGGAAAUAAAAUGUGAAUUUCCUAAUAAGUUAGUAAACACUGAGAGCCAUAAUAGCUUUCAACAUGCUUUUGGAGCCAGUUUAGGAAAACUAAGGCUCCAGACAUCUUGCAUAGAAGGGGAAGAGGAACUGAGGUGAAACCCAGACAUAUCUAACAACUGGUUUUUCAAAUUCACAGGGCUUAUGAACAUAACUGACUUAAAUUGAACUUUAUAUAUAUUCAGGCCUACAGCUACAUCUAAGGAAACAAAUGACUAUUGCACUAUAAACCUAGAACAUUGUUUUCCUUAUGAGCCUACAAUUCCCUAUUAUAUCACCUGUGUUCAAAACACAAUUUUGAAUGUAUGUAGUCAUGUCAAUUUCUGCCAAUUAAUAGGUACAUGUGAUAUUUGAGAAAAGUGAUUAUUGUUGAUGAGAUGAAUCGAACAAGCUGUCUGACAUCUAAGUGUCAGAAAAUGCAUUUAUGUCAUCAUUGGUAUAAUAUGCAAUUACCAAUAAUAAAGAGUAUAUUUGGUAUAAUGGUUACAAUUA